This is a messenger RNA of Triticum aestivum (bread wheat), 1999 nucleotides long. RefSeq names its product protein DETOXIFICATION 16. Gene Ontology annotation, molecular function: xenobiotic transmembrane transporter activity; antiporter activity. Gene Ontology annotation, biological process: xenobiotic detoxification by transmembrane export across the plasma membrane. The coding region runs from base 32 to 1504 and encodes 490 amino acids. The transcript has 7 exons. The record is from RefSeq and is a predicted model, not a curated record. Lineage: Eukaryota; Viridiplantae; Streptophyta; Magnoliopsida; Poales; Poaceae. Gene Ontology annotation, cellular component: membrane.
UCCCGUCGCCCCCCACCCAAUUUCCUAAUCCAUGGACGCCAAGCCCGGCGCGCCCGUCCACGAGCCGCUGCUCGCGGCGGCGCGGCCCGGCAAGGACGCGGCCGCGGCGGCGGACGACGAUGGGGCGCGUCAGGGCCUCGCCGCGGCGGAGGUGAAGCGGCUGGUGCGGCUCGGCGGGCCGAUCAUCGCCAGCUGCAUCCUCCAGAACGUCGUCAACAUGGUGUCCGUCAUGGUCGUCGGCCACCUCGGCGAGCUGCCCCUCGCCGGCGCCUCCCUCGCCACCUCCCUCGCCAACGUCACCGGCUACAGCCUCCUGACCGGCAUGGCGACGGCGAUGGAUACGCUCUGCGGCCAGGCCUACGGCGCGCGGCUGUACCACCGGCUCGGCGUCUACAAGCAGCGCGCCAUGGUGGUGCUCUCGCUCGCCUGCGUCCCCAUCAUCCUCAUCUGGGCCAACACCGCCAGGAUCCUCGUCUUCCUCGGCCAGGACCCGGCCAUAUCGGCCGUGGCCGGCGAGUACGCGCGGUGGAUGAUCCCGUCGCUCGUCGUCUACGUGCCUCUGCAGUGCCACAUACGGUUCCUGCAGUCGCAGAGCAUCGUCCUGCCCGUGACGGCCAGCUCCGGCACCACGGCGCUCUGCCACCCGCUCGUGUGCUGGCUGCUGGUGUACAAGGCCGGCCUGGGGAGCAAGGGCGCCGCGCUCAGCAACGCCGUCUCCUACGGCAUCAAUCUGGUCAUACUGGCUCUGUACGUCAGGCUGUCCAGCACCUGCAAGAACACCUGGAGCGGCUUCUCCCGGGAGGCGUUCAGGGAGCUGCGCCAGUUCACCGCGCUCGCCAUGCCGUCCGCCAUGAUGAUCUGCUUGGAGUGGUGGUCAUUUGAAAUCCUUGUGCUUCUCUCUGGGCUUCUGCCCAAUCCUCAGCUUGAGACAUCAGUGCUGUCAAUAUGCCUUAACACAGGGGCACUGCUGUACAUGGUACCACUUGGCCUUUCCUCUUCUAUCAGCACGCGCGUCUCAAACGAACUUGGCGCCGGCCACCCAGAAGCAGCAAAGCUAGCGACGCGAGUGGUCAUGUACAUGGCCUUAUCUGUAGGAUUGGUGUUAGCCCUGACCAUGGUCUUGCUACGGAAUGUUUGGGGGUACCUGUACAGCAAUGAGCAGGAAAUCGUCACAUACAUUUCAAGGAUGCUGCCCAUUCUCGGAAUAUCUUACUUGAUAGAUGGACUCCACAGUUCUCUUUCAGGAGUGCUUACGGGCAGUGGCAAGCAGAACAUCGGCGCAGCCGUGAAUCUCGGUGCGUUCUACCUGCUAGGCAUUCCCUUGGCUGCGAUGCUUGCAUUUGUCUUCCACCUAAACGGAAUGGGUCUCUGGCUUGGCAUCGUUUCCGGCAGCUUCACCAAACUGGUGCUGCUAACAUUUAUCGCGUGGUGCAUAGAUUGGGAAAAGGAGUUAAAUAUAGCAGACCUACCAAUCACUAGGAGCAGUUUCAUUGUUACAGUUUAGUCUGAAGACAGGACAAUCUAAUGUGUUUUCUUGUUCAUCCGAUUCAGGCACUAAAGGCACAGGACAGGGUCUUGGGUUCAGCUCGCCUACUUCCAGUAUCGUAGCAACGUGAAGCAUCGCGUGGAUACACCAUAGCACUCGCGCGUUGAUGAGGCAUUCAGCAAGGAAGACAUAUGGUCCUCGGAUGUAAAACAGAGCAGCCUCAAACAUGAGAUCAGCAGGCAGAGGCAUGAUCCAGACAUUUUGGCAGUUGUAUGUUUGGUCGGAUUCAUUCUUGCGGUAAGUGUGUAACUGAGCUCUUGCUAUAGGAGACAGUGUGUGGGUAAGCAAUGCGCAGCGAAACCAUUGUAAUCUCCACCCAAUGCUAUACAAUGAUGUUUGUUGUGUGGCAUGUUGAGAUGCAUAUAUCCAGUAAGCAGCUUGGGGGGCGUCUGGAACACAUAGCAACUGAAACUGUAUAUGAUUAAUUUGAAGCACUUGAUCAGUUGCAAGCUA